UCGGGGAGAACCUCAGCGUCGGAGGCCGCCGCAGAGUCCAGAGGGGGCCCUGUUGCCUUCCUUAGGGACGGAGAGGCCGGGGGGCCUGCGGCCAGGCCUGGCGCUCGGGAGGCCUUGAGGCCCAGAUGCCUUAUAGUGAAAUUGAAGCUAAGUUUUUGGGCCCUGGAAAAGAUCUACCAAGGGAAUCGUGCUGUAAGAAACUGAAGUCAGCUGCAGAUGAUUGUGCUUUCUCCCGUCAAGGUGGUCCUGAUCGUCCCAGACCCCAAGAGAAAACCAGAAAUAAUAGGGUCCCAGUGGCCACCAUUACCUUCAGAAGACGUCCUCAGGAAGACAAAGCCGGAGCUCCAGAUGUGUUGAAGCCUAAGGAGCUGCCUGAUAAUAAACCAGGCAGUGUCGGGUCCACUGAGUCACCAGCUUUGCAGGGCGGAAAGCACCCCUCGCUCUCCAAGGAUGAUGACAUCUAUAGCACAAGUAAGGCGUUCAUAGGUCCCAUUUACAAACCCCCCGAGAAAAAGAAAUGCCGAGAAAGGAAGAAUGAGACGGGCGCUUUGAAUAGUACAGAUGACAAAAGAAAACGAGAAGAGAAACAGAAAUUUAACUCCAAAAAAUUGGAGAUUGACACGGAACUCUCCCAGUUUUACAAAGAAAUUGAAGAGCUAGAAAAUGAAAAUGAUGCUUCACAAGGCAGUAGUGAGGUGCCAGAACCUCCCCAGGAAAAAAUCACUCCUAAGGACCAGGCCUGUGAUGCCUUAAACUCUGAGGAGGCAAAGAAGGAUCUCAGUAAUGCUCUGCAGCCACAUUGCGAUUACCAGUGGUACUUGGAGGACGAACCAGGCCAAUAUCCCUGUGACGAACAACUGAUACCUACUUUUUGUGAGACUUCAUUCCCUUCCUUCAGGCCUGAAUGGCAGUCAGUACAUCCUUUUGUCAUACCCCAUGGUCCUCCUCUUCCCAGUUUUAAUUACCAUUUUAAUAUUCAACGAUUCAAUACCCCACUAAAUCCACCACCAAAUAUUUUCCAUGGGCAAGAUGAUUCUCAGAUGCCAAGUGGGUGUUACGUGGACAGUUGUCAGGGUGGCUGGAGCGGUUUGACUUUUGAACAGAACGAUGAGUAUACUAACUAUGGUGUGACUAGCAGUAAUGUUCGUUCCUUUAGAGAUGGCUACAGUGGACAAGAUGAAAGUGCGAGUAAUGGUUUCUGUGAAAUCAGAGAGUGCUGGAGAGAUCCUUCCAUCGAAGAGCACACUGGAACAGACAGGUUUGUGAACCAGUGGUUUCCAGAGGAGAAGUUAAAUAAAUUGCAGAAAUUACUUAUUCUUUUGAGAGGCCUCCCUGGGUCUGGAAAAACGACGUUGUCUCGAAUUCUGCUUGGUCAGAGUCGCGAUGGCAUCGUGUUCAGCACUGAUGACUAUUUUCAUCAUCAAGAUGGGUACAGGUACAAUGUUAAUCAACUUGGUGAUGCCCAUGACUGGAACCAGAGCAGAGCAAAACAAGCUAUUGAUCAGGGGAGAUCUCCAGUUAUAAUAGACAACACUAAUACACAAGCCUGGGAAAUGAAACCGUAUGUGGAAAUGGCCAUAGGAAAAGGAUACAGAGUAGAGUUUCAUGAACCGGAAACUUGGUGGAAGUUUGAUCCUGAAGAAUUAGAAAAGAGGAAUAAACAUGGUGUGUCUCGGAAGAAGAUUGCUCAGAUGUUGGAUCGUUAUGAAUUUCAAAUGUCCAUCUCUAUUGUGAUGAAUUCAGUGGAACCAUCACAGAAAAGCAUACAAAGACCCCUCCCUCUCCCGGAGGAGCCGAGAGGAAGAGUUUUGAAGAAAAGUGGGUACAGGCCUGACAAACCCAAACAGAAAAGAAACAGAAAAGGAAAGAAAAGGAACAACAGUUUUAGUGAGAACUCACUUGCAACCUUAGGUCACCUUGCACCAGGAAGUCUUGGUCGAUCUCAGAGUGAAGGGGAAGGUUUUGAAGAGACAGAGAGAGCACCAGGGCACCCUUUUGCUGGCAGCCUACAGAAUGAAGCAGAUCGUAUAAAUAGCAAUGAAGAGCAAAGUUGGCAAGACAUAGAGAUCUCAAACAAUUCCCAAAAUGGUGUGUCUACGAUUGAGUUGGACCACACACCUAAGAACUGCUUCCCUGAGGAGGAGGAGGACCUGGUUCUAACCUCACCAUCAGUACCAAGCGGAAAUUCUGCUUCUUGUCACACAAGCACUCACCAUCUUUCUUGUGUGGGGAGGGAUGGCUGCUCGGGCAUGAGGGUGGAAAAGCAUAUGAGCAAUAGACAUAAGUCAGCCUUAGACACACAGGACAUAUUUGCUAAAACCCCAUGUUCAUUUACGCAGAAGACGGAGAGGAUGGAUAAAAGUCGCCUGGAUGAACAUGGUGGAACCAGAACAUCAGAGGAAGUUUUACGAGAGGAACAAGGAGUUAAAAGCAAUUGCUGGGCUUUUUUUACAGCUAGUUUGUCUGAUGAAGAACUACAGAUAAGGUCCAAGAGUCAGCCAUAUUUUGGCAGUUGGCCCAAAGGACCCCAUGAGUUCGUGUAUGAACAGAGACCCAAGAAAAACAGAUCUCAGAGAAUGACCUGUCCUGAGAGUGAGGAACAACUGAUUCAGUUGAUUUCCACUUCUGAAGGAGCAGCAGUCUCAGGAAACUGUCCAGAAAUACCUAUGGAGAAGCAACUUGGAGAUCUGUCACCUAAAGCUGAAAUGGUAGAUUUAUCCAGAAACCCAGAAACAAAUACCUUCAGCACCUGUGUCCCCCAUCCGAUCUCCCCGGAGCAUCUCUUAGAAUCAGCAAGGGGUACACAAGGGAUGCAAAGGAGGAUUUGCAAUUUGCCACCUGUCAACCCUGAAGCAAAGGAGAAAUGUGACCUCUUGACAGAAAAUCAUGAGCUGAAUAUGUUUUUGGCAGAGGAAGAUAUUUCCAAAAUGAUCAAUAAAGAUGAGACAAAGCAAAAAAUGAUCAUUGACUGUCAUCUGCCAUGGUUUUAUCUUGAUACCCUUCAUGAUUUUUCUCAAAGUAUUGUCCAGCAAUCUUGUUCUUAUCGCCUGUCAUUUAACAGGGUAGGGUGUGCUGUGUAUUUUUAUAAAAAUCCUGUCCCUUCUCUCAUGCUACAUUAUCUGUCUAGUUUUUGCAUGCUAUCUUUUAACAACAGAAGAGCACUUUUGACAUUCAAAUCUCAGAAAAGCAUGGGGAGGACCCUAACCGACGGAGGGUUUAUUCUCUCAGACGUUCUAAGUGGCCAGCCUGCUGCUCUUUGCUCUUUGAGGAUUUCCCCUGAUGCUCAGUUUUUAAAUGAGAAGCUGGAUGAAGAGCUGAAGACACAGGAAGGCCGGGAGCCAGUGCAGUGCUUACCAGCUGAGGACAGCCAGGAUUUAAUAAGCAGGAAUCAUCAGUGCUAUGGGCCAUUAUCACAAGAGCUUGCCUUUCACCCAGUCAAACAUUUUGAAUCUCCUGGAGUUCCAAUAGAAUCCUUGUUACCUGAUGACCAUGUGGUGCCCUUUGACUGGAAGACACUCAAGAUAAUGCCUUUGCCAUGGAAGAUGCCACUAGAGAAAAGGCAGGCGCCUCUUGGUAAAAAUGAAAAUCCCUCGAGCUACAGCAGUGGGCGCUCAGGAGGGGUGUGGAGACCUGGAGAGACAUCUAGAAGAAGAUCCGUGUGCUAAGAGAGUGUGAGAGCUCUGGAGAAAGGGUGAAAACUUGCAGUUUGUUCCCCAGGGUAUUGUCAUGAUAGACAUUGUUCCUGAUGUUAAAGGGGAAGCAGUAAGCCCCUUGCGACCCCUUUGUGAGAGAGUUGCAGUUAGGGGAUGUUUCCUUCACCUCUGUGAGGUGGCCCUAGCAUGACACAGGCGGUACCUGUCCAGGCCAUGUGCAGUGAACUUGGCUUUGUGGCCCAUCUGCGAGUCUCUUUUCCCUGCUGCGUGUGACUGUUUUGUGACAAGGACAUGCUUUUUCUUUUGGUUCUGAAGUCACUCCUCUACCCCCCUCUGGCUGCGCUCCAGUCUCACCUGAGCAUGUCCCAGGUCUGUAGCAGCAUGCGUAACUGCAGUUACAUGAGAAAGCCUUCCGGUUUGGUUUGUCAUAAUGUACUGACAAACAGGUUUUAGAGGGCAGAUAGAAAUGUAGGAAGAGGCAGUUAUAAGGAGAACCCGCUGGGCUGUAGAAGUCCCAAGGCUGUCUCUGCCUAUUUCGCAAUGCUCUGCGCCAGUUGCCACGUGUUGAUAGCCACAGUCCUUUGUAGAUGCUGAGGCCGGGAAUGUGUUCCAGUGUCCCUGUCCUGGGGCCUGCUAUGUGAUCUGAAAAAAAUUAAUCUCCUCACAGCCUCAGUUUUUUUUUUAAGUGUAAAAAUAAGUUAACAAUAUCACUUUCUAGUGGAGAUUUUAAAUGGGGAUUAAAUGAAAUAAGUGUGCAAAGAACUUGGGAUAGUGACUGAGAAGGAAUGGUCUCCUAACACGGGUUCAUUUCCAUUCUCUCAACACCUCCUUGGGCAAAGCCCUCUGGCAAAAUAGAACUCAUGUGAUCUUGGCAGAGGAAAAUAUUGAGCCAGGAAACUUGUUUACCCAUUUGCAUAAAUUCUUGUAAUGAUCAUUAAUAACUUUUGUGCUGUAAAGAGCUGUAGCUCAGGGAGUGAGAACAGGAAGUAGCUGAGAUGAGCAGAACCAGGGAGAGUGGACUGAAGGGACAGCACAGGUCCUAGAUGCUAGAAGGGUGACCAGGGUAGCAAAGAGGAGCUGGGAACAGACUCCUUCCUGCGGCAUCAUGUCUGGACAGGUGUGCACUUGUAUGCAGGGGAGAUUUCUGCUUCCUGCCCUGCUGCUGAUGGUCCCGAUCACUGAGAAAAGCCCGGGUGCCCAGCGCUGACCCUCAGAGGUCUUUCCAGCGUGCACUCGUUGGCCACCAGCCCUGGCAUGGAUAAUCACUCCAGUCGUUGCUCUUGAUAAGUUGUGUCAAUAAUGAAAGACAAUUUGCAAGCAGUAAGAGUUUGAACACUGCCCUGCCCAGUGCCAAGACCUUUGUCACAGCUUCAUUGUGCAGAGGAAAAUGAGGCACAGAAAGUUCUUUAAUUACUCCAAGACUUGGAUGACAGCAUGUGUAUACAAAUAUUGGACCGUGGCCACAACUCUAGAAUUAUGAAAUCCCAAAAGGCUCCAAAAUCCAAAUGUCAUUUUGUUUAUCUAAUCUUUAAAAAUGGUGAAAUAUACAAUAAAAUAAUUACCUUAGCUGUUUCUUCAAAAAAAUGUUUAUUUAUUUUAUGUGUGUAUGCAUGAGUGUAUGUACACGCAUAAAGGAGCUUGUGGGAGCCUGAAGAGGCAUCGGAUCCCUCGAACUGGAGCUGUUGAUAGUUGUGAGCUACAGUGUGGGCCUCUGUGAGAGCAGUGAAUGCUCUGAACCUCCGACCCUUCUCCGUGACCCCACCUUCACCAUGCUUGAGUGUGUUUUA
Molecule: messenger RNA, 5440 nt
Organism: Chionomys nivalis (European snow vole)
Lineage: Eukaryota; Metazoa; Chordata; Mammalia; Rodentia; Cricetidae
Gene: N4bp2l2
Product: NEDD4 binding protein 2 like 2
Exons: 10
Coding region: 126-3665 (1179 amino acids)
Biological process (GO): negative regulation of transcription by RNA polymerase II
Cellular component (GO): nucleus
Molecular function (GO): transcription corepressor activity
Source: RefSeq, a predicted model, not a curated record